This is a messenger RNA of Mytilus trossulus (common blue mussel), 3311 nucleotides long. RefSeq lists its product as uncharacterized. Gene Ontology annotation, molecular function: protein binding. The record is from RefSeq and is a predicted model, not a curated record. NCBI's taxonomy places the organism in Eukaryota, Metazoa, Mollusca, Bivalvia, Mytilida, Mytilidae. Bases 138 to 2924 code for a protein of 928 amino acids. The transcript is spliced from 2 exons.
UAUCGAUCGACAUAAUGAUGUGCAGUAGUGCAGAAGGAGUCAACUUUCGGUUCUGCUGUCUUUGUUGUUAAAUGAACCAAAUUAUCUAACAUAUCUGAGAUGUGAAAUUAAGUGAGAGAAGAUUCGCUAAAAAAGAGAUGGAAAAUUUGAACUUUUCAAAUAUUAAAUUGCACCAACUUCUAGGGAAAGUGCAACUAGAUGAUAUAGACGUAGAAAUACCUGCUGAGAUUGGAGAUACUGCACUGCAUAAUGCAGUCGUAACAAAUGACGUCCACGCAUGUCAACAGACGGUAAAUACAGUUAUUUUGAACGCUGGUAACUUGAAAGGAGAUACAGCUUUACAUCUUGCUGUGAAAUUGAAAGUUCCAUUCAGCAUUCGUAUUAUUGACAUUUUGAUAGGGGCAGGGGCAAAUAUCAAUGCAAUAAAUAAGUGGGGACAGACACCGCUCCACUACGCAGUUAUUGCUAGAGCACAGGAAAACGUUUUAGAGUUGCUGAAACUACCAAGCAUUGAUGUAAAUGUCAGUGACCUAAAUGGAUUCAGCCCACUACACUGUUGUUUUAGUUUUAGUAAAGAAAUAACUGCAGAUUAUUACGCUAAUAGAAGCUACGACUUGGAUAUGAAUGCUAGUUUUAUCAUAAUGGCGGAAAACUUAAUAAAGGCAGGUGCCUCAGUUAACAGUCAGACACGUUUCGACCAAAGUGUUCUUCACUUUGCUGCAACGAGAGAUGACAACACUCCCCUGAUUAAACAUUUGAUUGCUAACUUCCCCGAAAUGGAUUUGACCACGAAAAAUAUCACGGGAGAAAAUUUCUUGCAUGUGUAUUGUACCAACGAAGUAUGUGAAGAAAUUGUAGAGACGUUGGCAGUAGUAGCUAAAAUGCGUUCAUCAUCGAUUGUUAAAGAAUUGCUAUCGGAUGUCGAUGUGUAUGGUAGAACGCCAUGGGUUUACCUCAUUGAUACUGUAAACAUAAUCGGUGGAACGGUUGAAGCAAUACUAAACUAUGGAGUGUCUGUCAACAAGAGCGACAAUCUUGGAAACACAGCUUUGCACAGAAUAGCUGGAGUGUCGGCUGCUUGCGUUCUCACGGACGUGAUUGAGGUGUUAAUAAAUACAGGAGCAGAUCUCAAUAAAGGGAAUAUCUAUGGAGAGUCGCCUGCUUUCGUUCUUUUUCUCGAUUCCGCCUUUGAUAUUUUCAACACACACAAGAUGGAUUUCAACAGCCAAGAUAGAUGGGGUCGGAGCCCUUUAAUGUCCAUGAUGAAGCAUAGGCCAAUUCCUGAUCUCCUAUACAGAGUUAUACUGGAAGGAAAUGCAGAUAUAAAUAGGCCAGAUGCAUACGGAUCGACUCCUCUUCAUUUUGCUGCAUACCACAAUUAUGAAGAGCAAGUCAAAUUGCUAUUGGAACUUGGUGCUGACGACAAUGCCAAGGAUAGUCUUCAAGAUAAACCUGUUGACACAGUUAAGCGACACUGCAGUUAUCGGUGCCAUAAUCUUCUUGACAUGGCUUGUGGAAUUGAAAGAAUGCAUGCAAGAAAAAGAUCGAACGAUGAAAUAAUUCUUGAUCUACCGAAAACUAUCAAAUCAACAAACGUGAAAUCUCUGCACGAAAUAGACAUGGCGAUGGGAUUACCAGAACAUCGAAUACCUUUCUGGGAUUAUUUACUGCAGACAUAUUAUGAUAGAACUCCUGAAAAUGCAAAUGAAGUGGACAGAAUUGUAACGGAAGUUAAUUCUCUUGUCGGAUCACUUUGUGGUGCCAUCUCUAAAUACGAUCCGAUAUUCAACAUGUCUAUUUUUCCAACUGGAAGUUCUGCUGAACAAACCAAAGUCGGUAGACCUGAUGAAUUUGAUUUUGUGUUAUGUAUUGAUCAGCUAAAUGAAAUAACCAAACCAGUCAUGAUUAAGGAAUGCAUCGAAAGUGGAUUUGCCUGUUUGAAAUUUAUCCAUAACCCCGUUCCAGCAGCGUUCCUGCCAUUCUGCGACAGUGAAGGAUAUUUUUUGGCGUUCCCAUUUCUACAGCUUUUCAACAGAUAUCUUAAAAGAGCUUUGAAUGAAAGUAGCAUUUGGAAUAGUGGGAAUUUAUACUACAAUUAUGAAGAUAAGAUGGAAGUCAUUAAAGGCAAGCCGGUCUUUAAUUUUGAUGUUUAUUGGAUUGGACCUGUCUACAAACAGCUUAAAAUAAGCAUUGAUCUCGUACCAGCGGUAUACAAACGAGGCUUUUGGCCUGCUAACAUUAACUUUGAACAAAUGCCUCUAAUGACUGAAGCGAUCCAGAACUCGGGCUGCUUCUUAAUUCUGCAGUCACGAUCUAACGAAUUCGACACAAAGAAACAUUUAUUUGAUAGCAAUAUUUGUUUCACUUGCAACAAUGAUACAGACAGAUCUUUGAGACGAAUGCUGCGUGUCUCAGCUGCUCCUGCCGAAAUUUGUCUGAUGAAAUCGCUUCCUGUGGUAUUUCGACGAGCAUACGCCCUUGCCAAAAUUAUGAAAAGCAAAGAGAUUUGCCCAAAGGUGGAGCUGGAACAUAUUGGCAAAUGGACAAAACUGUUAACUCAUCAGAUAAAAUUUGAAGAGAAGAAACCCCUGCCAGCCAAACCAUCCAAUGUAAUUAAAAGUUACAUGUUGAAAAAUUGCAUAUUUUACACCAUGCUAGAAAUGAAAAACAACUUUGGCGAGCAAAAUGUACAUCCAUCGAUCAUCACUUCAAAAGUAUAUCAGUAUCUACUGCAUUUUUCGGACAAGAGGUACUUAAAUCCAUUUUUUCUGCCUUUUUCAGACGUAUUCGAAUUCGAAAAGGACACACAGAGGUCGACAUUUGAUGAUUUUAUGAUGCGCCUGAAGCGCGAAUUGAGCAUCAAAUUAAUCCUUGGUAUGCUGAAACAGCCAUUUCCAGAAGAAUGUUUAUCGUCAAAGUUUUAAAGAACUUCAGAAGAUUAUUUAAAUUUAACGUGUGAAUGCGAGUUAUCAUAGGUUACCAGUGCAUUUAGAUUUAACGUGUGAAUGCGAGUUGUCAUAUGUUACCAGUGCAUUUAGAUUUAACGUGUGAAUGCGAGUUGUCAUAGGUUACCAGUGCAUUUAUCCGAAUGCUUAGAAAGACAAAUACAAAUUGUAUUUUACACAGAUCAAUUAUAGGUCUUCAAUAUUCUCUCAGAAAAUGAAACAGACCAUCGUGUCAGUUUCGCAAAACUUGAAGUGCUAUAGAAAUUCACCAUCUCGUGAUUGGGAUAUUGCGUCCAGAUGAAAGUUGGUGUUGGUAGCAAAAUGGCUUCAUGAUUACUCUUAAAGAAAAAAACUGUAUAUAGUGAA